CACGAGCUCCAUACACACAUUGGCGUUUUAGACAGAAUCGAGCAACAUGGCUGCAGUGUGUGCUGCCUCCCGUGUCCUCGGCAAAAAGAUUGUGUCAUCUAAAGCUCUGCCAGCCGUGUGCCAGGCGAGCAACCGCAAAUUGCAUUUCUCCAUCUAUGGAAAAAAGGGGGAUGCAAAAGUCUCAGAUGGUAUCUCCACUCAGUAUCCAGUGGUAGACCAUGAGUUUGAUGCUGUCGUGGUGGGAGCCGGUGGCGCAGGGCUUCGUGCCGCUUUCGGUCUGUCGGAGGCCGGCUUCAACACAGCCUGUGUCACCAAACUCUUCCCCACUCGCUCACACACAGUGGCCGCACAGGGUGGGAUUAAUGCUGCAUUAGGAAACAUGGAGGACGACGACUGGCGUUGGCACUUUUAUGACACAGUGAAAGGAUCUGAUUGGCUGGGAGACCAGGAUGCCAUUCAUUACAUGACUGAGCAGGCCCCUGCUGCAGUGGUGGAGCUGGAAAACUUCGGUAUGCCAUUCAGCCGUACCGAGGACGGGAAGAUCUAUCAGCGUGCCUUCGGAGGUCAGAGUCUGAAGUUUGGUAAAGGAGGUCAGGCUCACAGAUGCUGUUGCGUGGCAGACAGGACGGGUCACUCCCUUCUUCACACACUCUAUGGACGGUCUCUGAGGUAUGAUACCAGUUACUUUGUCGAGUAUUUUGCCCUGGAUCUGCUGAUGGAGGAUGGAGAGUGUAAGGGAGUCAUUGCACUAUGCAUGGAGGACGGAUCCAUCCACCGUUUCAGAUCCAAGAACACCGUCAUUGCCACUGGUGGUUAUGGCCGCACAUACUUCAGCUGUACAUCAGCCCAUACGAGCACAGGAGACGGUAAUGCCAUGGUGACACGUGCGGGUCUGCCCUGCCAGGAUCUUGAAUUUGUUCAGUUCCACCCCACAGGUAUCUAUGGAGCCGGUUGCCUGAUCACAGAGGGUUGCCGUGGAGAGGGAGGAAUCUUAAUCAAUAGUGAAGGCGAGAGGUUCAUGGAACGUUAUGCGCCCAAUGCCAAAGAUUUGGCCUCUAGGGAUGUGGUCUCACGGUCCAUGACCAUUGAGAUCAGAGAAGGAAGAGGUGUUGGGCCAGAAAAAGACCACGUUUACCUGCAGCUCCAUCAUCUUCCGCCCCAGCAGCUCGCCGCUCGCCUGCCAGGCAUCUCCGAAACCGCCAUGAUCUUUGCUGGUGUGGACGUCACAAAAGAGCCCAUCCCAGUGUUACCCACCGUCCACUACAACAUGGGCGGCAUCCCCACCAACUACAAGGGACAGGUCAUCACCUAUAAGGACGGAGAGGAUAAGGUGGUGCCAGGCCUGUACGCCUGUGGCGAGGCCGGCUGUGCAUCGGUGCAUGGUGCCAACCGCCUUGGCGCCAACUCACUGCUGGAUCUCGUUGUGUUUGGACGCGCUUGUGCCCUGACUAUUGCGGAGACAAACACUCCAGGAGAGAAGCUUUCCCCUCUGAAACCCAAUGCAGGAGAGGCAUCGGUCUCCAAUCUGGACAAGGUCCGUUUUGCUAACGGCAGUACCAGGACCUCCGAAAUCAGGCUCAACAUGCAGAAGACCAUGCAGACUCACGCUGCCGUGUUCCGCACAGGAGACGUCCUGAAGGAGGGUUGUGAGAAGAUGGACUCCGUUUACAAGUCGAUGGAUGAUAUCAAGACAUUUGAUAGAGGCAUUGUGUGGAACACUGAUCUGGUGGAAACUCUGGAGCUGCAGAAUCUGAUGUUGAACGCAGUGCAGACAAUCGUCUCUGCCGAGGCCCGUAAAGAGAGCAGGGGCGCUCACGCUCGCGAGGACUUCAAGGACCGUGUGGAUGAGUACGACUAUUCCAAACCCCUGCAGGGACAAGUGAAGGUGCCUUAUGAACAGCACUGGAGGAAACACACACUGUCCUACGUGGAUCCCAAGACAGGAAAGGUUACUCUGGAAUACAGACCUGUGAUUGACAACUCUCUGAACGCUGAAGAAUGUGCUGCCAUUCCCCCUGCCAUCCGUUCCUAUUAAACACAUCCUGGUAUACUCUUGCUGACUCCGCCUUUGCUUAUUAUAGUCAGCCAAUAAAUAAAGGAAGGAAUAUCUUGUGUGUGAUGAGCUUCACAUUAUUUAAAUAUGAUCACAAUACCUGAAAUAUCAGAGCAAAUAACAAGCUUCAGUUGUCAGACUUCCUGUUAAAAGUUUCAACUGUUAUGUUAACAAGAACAGCUGUGUGAUGUUGCUUUAUAUUGUCUGAAACGCAUCCAUCACAUUUGUUCUACACCGUGCUGGCAAGUAAAUCAUUAAAUAUUUAAUACUUAAAUGUUGAAUGCUUGUCACAAUGCAGUCAAGAAGCACUUGCACCUUGGUGACUAUAGAUUUAAGUUGUUAGCUUCUUACUUUUGUGGUGAUAAUGCAAUGUCCGGUUUGUAUUUGACCUGGUGACAUUCGCUUCUCAAAUACUCAACUCGUCUGUAUGUAAAGCUUUGUACAUCUUGCAUGUUUUGUUUUGUAGGUUCUGGUUAAACUCAAUAAAGAUGAUCCCGACUAUAA
This is a messenger RNA of Pimephales promelas (fathead minnow), 2557 nucleotides long. RefSeq names its product succinate dehydrogenase complex, subunit A, flavoprotein (Fp) (gene sdha). The record is from RefSeq and is a predicted model, not a curated record. Gene Ontology annotation, cellular component: respiratory chain complex II (succinate dehydrogenase). Gene Ontology annotation, molecular function: electron transfer activity; flavin adenine dinucleotide binding; succinate dehydrogenase (quinone) activity. Gene Ontology annotation, biological process: tricarboxylic acid cycle; mitochondrial electron transport, succinate to ubiquinone. Lineage: Eukaryota; Metazoa; Chordata; Actinopteri; Cypriniformes; Leuciscidae.